Molecule: messenger RNA, 3838 nt
Organism: Mizuhopecten yessoensis (Yesso scallop)
Lineage: Eukaryota; Metazoa; Mollusca; Bivalvia; Pectinida; Pectinidae
Product: zinc finger protein 808-like
Exons: 7
Coding region: 69-3818 (1249 amino acids)
Biological process (GO): regulation of transcription by RNA polymerase II
Cellular component (GO): nucleus
Molecular function (GO): RNA polymerase II transcription regulatory region sequence-specific DNA binding; DNA-binding transcription factor activity, RNA polymerase II-specific
Source: RefSeq, a predicted model, not a curated record
AACAGGAAGCGAAAUUGCGCGUUCAGACCGGAACGUCCAAAGGCUGGGAAACAGGCAUUAGUUCGAUCAUGGAAUGGGAGGAGUCUCCCACUGCUGGUCAGAGCGACGAGGAUUCCACCUCAUUGGGCGCCUGUGUCCUUUGUCAGUGCUCUAACUUGCUGGAAGGACAGAACAGAUGGCCGGUAACCAGUUGUGUGAGUGGUCAGACGAGGGUGGCUGAUGUUCUACACAAGAAGGUGCCAAACUGCCAGUUUACUGACUGUGAUGACAGUUUUGUCUGUAACAGAUGUUAUACAGUACUGGAGAAGAUAGUGAAAAAACAAGAGGAAGCUGCCUUGAUGCGACAGGAAGGCCUUAAAGCUGAGUUAGAGCUUAAGAUGCUGAUGCCAGCACUGCAACUGCAAGGCUUUACUAAGGAACAACUAAAUAUGUCUCUGCUGAACAAAGAUACAACUGAGACUGAUUAUGAAGACGAUAAAGUAGCAUGGUUUGCCAUGCUGACUGAUUCCAAGUCUCAGCAACUGGUGGCUCAUUGCUCAAACAGAGGGGCAGCAUUUGUGGACAAAAAUUGGGAAAUCCUCAAGACCUUUUCACAAUUUUGUUUCUCUUAUAACAAAGAACCCUCCACUCAGAUUGACCACAACUACUCAAGCAAAGAAAGUGCUGGUGAUAGAGAGCUGAUGGAUCACAAAACAGAUGAGCAUGGAACUGCAGAGUUUGCUCCCUUUGUACCACUGGUUCAAUCAACGUCCAGGAGGAAGAAAGCUGUUCCUGUGAAGGCGGCUUCAUCACCAAGGUCUUCAGGAGAAAAUGUUGUCCAACCUAAACCUGUGGCUGUCAGAGUUGGCAGGAGGAAACGGGAGGCAAAGGUAAAAAACGUGGAGCCUAGCUCUGACACAGAAGUUGACCUGAUUGCUGAGUCUGCUCAACCAAAAUCGCGUCGUAAAAGCACAAGAUCUGCAUUACGACUAAAUCUCAGGACCAGGAAGGGCAUAGGACCUGACAAAGACAAAUCAUAUUCCUCUUUUGCAGGCUAUUCCACUCCAAAGAAGACUGCAGCCCAAAAUAAACAAAACAAGGAUUUUGUUCCAUCCCACAUUGACGUAUUUUCCCUUGAUCAUCCUGGAAAUAAAGAAGUGUCUGAAAAAAUUUUGACUACAUUCCAAAAAAUUGACCCAAAUGAACCCUCACCAGAGACACCAAGAAUUCAGUCAAAACCAUGGGCCUGUUUAAGGUGUAAUCAUGUUACAACUUGCCGGAAACGAGCACUGCAGCACUUUAGGUUAAUGCAUGAUCUGAGAGACCUGUGGUCACGUUUCCACGUCUGCCAGACAAUGCCAGAGAAAGGCAAAGAGAAUGAAGAUCUGCAAGAUCAGUACCGGCUCCAUCGACCCUUCCUCUGUGUGCUGUGUGGUAGGGACUAUGUGAACAAGUCAGCUGAAUUCCACAUUGCCAAAGAUCACCCAGGGAUAACUGCAAAACAGAUACCGCUUAUCAUCAUAAAGAAAGAUGCUAAUCCAAAACUGAUCAUUCUGUACUUGUAUGGUCGAUACCCCAUAACCUACCUGCUUGAUAGUAAAGGCCGUUUGCAAGAGAUCAAGAAGGUUGACACCUCUUUGUUAAAACAGAAAGUUUCCUUUUCUUUCCAGGAAAUAAAACCAUCUGUUCCUAUUGGUAUUGAUGGUGAGUGUAAGGAAGAUGAGGACAACGAGAGCGUGCAGAAGUACCAGGUAGAGGUCUCCAUGCAUGGAUGUUCUCUAGCAGACAAUCAGCCAGGAAACCUGGCUAUCUUUGGUAGUGAAGAGCCAAAUAAACCUGCGGAUGACCUGUCUAUGCUUCGCACAAAGCUCCUGGAGAGAGUUGGUAUUGGCAGUGGUUUACCUACAAAGAAGACGAAAAUCCAUUUAUCAAAUGAAAUAGAUCAGCCCAGAUAUACUUGCAAAGUUUGUCAUGCAGCAUCUAAUUCCAAGAAUAUACAGGAGAUGCAUCACAUCACUCAUCCAAAACAAGUUGGCAAAUGGGAAUGUACCCUUUGUGGGGAGCGUUUUACCAAAGCUAAUCUCAUCCUCAAUCACAUAGGAACCUUCCACAACCUUCUGGCACCCCAAGCUCUGUCCCAUAUGAAAGCUAUUGGAGUGGAAUUUUCAGCAAAACUGCUAUAUGACCAAGAGAGAACAAAGCAUUCAGAUAAUGAGGAUGAAGGAACAAGUUCUACUUUGUCUGAGGGAGCAGGCAAUCGUGAAGGUGAAGGAGAUAAAAGUGUGAAUGAGAAUGAUGAAACAGUGUGUGCCCUGCCUUCCACUGAGGAUAUGAAUGUUUGGAAGAGACAACUUCAAGAGUUGAAAUGCUGUGAAUUAUGUUGUAAGCCAAUGAAGACCGAUGCAGCAUUGAUGAAGCACAUGAGGCUAGCGCAUAAAAUCAGAAACUAUAGAUGUCCAGUGUGCAGCAUGUCUUUCAUCUCCUAUAGCUAUCUUCUUUACCACAUGGAGGAAACGCACAAAGCAUCUAACUACGGGAACUAUUUGUGCACGUCUUGUAACCGAGUAUUUACGUGCAGAAAUGAUUUCCUCCACCACUGUAUUAAUCAUAUUAAAGACAACUUCAGAUGCAACAUAUGCAAUGAUGUUUUGAUGUCUGCAGACAAACUUAAUCUUCAUGUCAAAGGCCAUUAUCCUAAGAGGGCACUACUUGAUACACCCUAUGUCUGUCCAAUAUGCAACAAAAUCAUCAAGGAGAGGAAAAAGGUAGAAAUGCACUUGGUCACACACUGCACCACGAUGAUAGAAGCGUACAGAUGCACAAUGUGCACAAAAACUUGUGUCACUGAACAGGGUCUGCGAAUGCACAUGGAGGGACACAAGAAGAAUAAGGAGAUGGUCUGCCAUAUCUGCGGCAAAGUGUUCAAACGACCCCACCGUCUACGAGAUCACUUGCGAAUGCAUGAAAAUCCUGAUCCUUUCAAAUGUCGAAUUUGUCAAAAGAUGGUCGCUUCAGAGGAGGGUAUGAAAAGGCAUAUUGAGUCGGUGCAUUCCACUACGAGGAAAAAGGAGGUUGUCUGUCAUCUCUGUGGGAAAGAACUUGCCAGUAACUUUUCUUUGACCAUGCACUUGAAACUGGUGCAUAACCCCAACAAGGUAAAAAGGCAAUUGAAAAAUCGCCAGUGCCAGUAUUGCAACAAGGUGUAUUCUAAGCCUUAUCAGUUGACCCACCACAUUGAUGUUCAUCAUGCUGGCCGGAACUUCUAUCCCUGUAAAUACUGCGGGGAAACAUUUAGUAGCCGCUCAUUGUACAGAAGGCAUGUUGAUAUACAUCCGGAAUUUAAGCCCUGGCGAUGCGAAUUUUGUCCAGAAAAGUUUGUGUUUCAGAAAACUCUGAUUGAUCACAUUACAAAGAAUCAUCCGGGCAACGAAAACACAAAAGUUGAAAAACGAUUCGUGUGCAAAAUCUGUGGGAAUACGUACGGUAAGCUUUGGUCGUUGCGAAAUCAUCUGGACGUUGAACACAACGACAAACGGCAGCUGGGUAACUUCGAGAAGAUAAGAUAUUACUGUCAUUUCUGCAACCGUGGCUUCCUUUACAAGACAGGGGUCGAUAUUCACAUGGCCAAGAUGCACAAGGAUGAGGUGAGCGUUGCAGAGGCUGACAUGAUAGCUGUGGAGGCUGUAGCUCACGAGGAAACUGUGGCAGCCGUGCAGGCAGCUACCAAUGACACGUGCGUGAUAGAGGCUCCAGCCACUAUUACACUGGAACAAGAGGCAGCCGUGCAUUUGCUGAGCCAGCUCCAAUUCCAAGUAGAACAGAGUUAUGUCAUACAAUAGAAUGUCUUCUGAUUGGAGAU